AUGGAGGGGGCAGAAUCAUUAGCACAGCGCGUAGAGGUUUCUGGUGCUCCAACAAAGUGGCGGGAUGAAGAUGAACGGGACCCCCUCGUGCUGGCAGCUGAUCUAGCCACCCUCGCCUGCGUCCACGCCAAUCACGCGGAGGCGCUGAGUGCAGAAACGAAUAAGAAGUUGGAGUUCCUAUUGCAAGAGUGCUCACGUCUUGAACGAGAGUGUGAAAAGAUUUUCGAAGAAGGCCAGGAAACGGAAAAGCAUACGGAGGAACCCCCUCAGCCGAAGGCUCACGAACCCGCGCCGAAGGAAACACCUGCGAUUCCCAGUAGUAACAACAGUAAUAACAAGGGAUCUGAGCCAACUCGUUUCGUCCCAAAAGUGACGCGCGUUAUUCCAAAGCUGAGUAGGUUUUUGCCAAAAAAGAACGGCCACACCUCUCAGGACAAAGGCCACACUUAG
This is a messenger RNA of Eimeria acervulina, 450 nucleotides long. RefSeq lists its product as hypothetical. The transcript is spliced from 3 exons. NCBI's taxonomy places the organism in Eukaryota, Apicomplexa, Conoidasida, Eucoccidiorida, Eimeriidae. The coding region runs from base 1 to 450 and encodes 149 amino acids. The record is from RefSeq and is a predicted model, not a curated record.